GAUGUAUGGGUGAUAUACUGCAGCGGGUGUCAGGGUGAGGGACGGCCAUAUUUGCCGGUGCGGCCCGAGCCGUCAACAACAAAAAGUGCGCGGGAGCUCGGCGGGCGCACGGACGGGCGCACGGACGCCGGGGCCGCCUCGCCGCCGCCCGGCCUCGCCGCCGCCGCCGCCCUCGCGGGCCUGGCCCCGCUGCGCCCCGGCGCGCCCCGCCGCUCGGGGGGAUGUCUUACAAACCGAACUUGACCGCGCACAUGCCCGCCGCCUCCCUCAACGCCGCUGGGAGCGUCCACCCGCCCUCCACUAGUAUGGCAACAUCCUCACAGUACCGCCAGCUGUUGAGUGACUACGGGCCACCAUCUCUAGGCUACACCCAGGGAACGGGGAAUAGCCAGGUGCCCCAAAGCAAAUAUGCUGAGCUGCUGGCCAUCAUUGAAGAGUUGGGGAAAGAGAUCAGACCCACCUACGCAGGGAGCAAGAGCGCGAUGGAGAGACUAAAACGCGGCAUCAUCCACGCGAGAGGACUGGUUCGGGAGUGCUUGGCUGAAACGGAACGGAAUGCCAGAUCCUAGCCGCCUUGUUAGAGUGGAAGGUUUUCCAUCUUCUUCCAAGACAAGAAGUUACAAUUCAUCUCCCCUGUUCAGAUGAAACUCUUGUUUUCAAAAUGGUAACAGUUUGGUUUCUCUUCCUCGAACCCCUCCCAGGGUUCACCAGGCUCUGAACCUACGGUCUUUAAGUUUGAGAAAAGAUUUUGCAGUUGACUAGGAUUUACAUUUUAGU
Messenger RNA from Diceros bicornis minor, 777 nucleotides. RefSeq names its product cyclin dependent kinase 2 associated protein 1 (gene CDK2AP1). Lineage: Eukaryota; Metazoa; Chordata; Mammalia; Perissodactyla; Rhinocerotidae. The transcript has 4 exons. The coding region runs from base 222 to 569 and encodes 115 amino acids. The record is from RefSeq and is a predicted model, not a curated record. Gene Ontology annotation, cellular component: cytoplasm; nucleus.